AUGUCGACCUCUCAGCCUCCUCCUGCCGCAGAUGAGCGCUCUCCACUCCUUGAACGAGGUCGACAGCGCGUGGCAGGCGAACGGCGCGACGCAAGCCCCCCAACGAAAUCUAAAAGCAUUUCAUCAAGGAUUAGGGACAUACCAGUCUUCAUCCGACUCGCGCCGCUCGUCGCCUUGUUCUCCCUUUCGAUAGAAGUUCCCUUGUUGACCAUUCUCGAAGUCAUCGACCGAAUUCUGUGUGUCUUGUGGUACGAAAGACAUGAUCCGGCCUCUAUUCCACCCACUGGAGAGAUUCCAACCGAGAUGUGCAAGGCUUCUGGUCCAUUUACGUAUUCAUCCACAUUCCUGAGCACUCGGGCCGUACUUGUAGCCAUAGCUGCGUUCAUGGUUACAUCCUUUAUUGGCCAAUUUGGAGCCUUAGUGGGACGAAGGCCCAUCGUUUUACUACUUGUACUCGCCAAUCUCGUCACCAUCUCAAGCUUUACUGCAUUUAUAUUCAUUCCAAAUAGCAUCGCUGCCCUGGGGAUGGUCGCCAUAUGGCUCAUCGUGGGAUCGUUUGCUGAUGUUCUCGCAAUCGUACUAAUCAGCAAUAUGAUGGUCAUUGAUACUGCUUCUCCUAGUUCGAGAGCGUCCCAAGUGUCCGUGAUAAUGGGCUCCAUGGUAGCAGGGGAAAUACCUAGUUUCUCUAUCGGGGGUUAUAUACAUCGCAAAGGAGGAGUAGCGGCUGUCUGCUUUACGGCCGUUGGAUUGGCAGUCGCCCAGCUACUCUACGCAUCUUCGCCUCUGGUCGUUCCGGAAACGUUUAGUAGCGAGAAACGGGAAGCUGCUCGUGAGGAGCGACGAGACCGACAUCGGCAAGCCCGUGAACGCAGCUUGGAGCGAUGGGAAGAGCAAUCCGGAGACGCAACAAGGGUCCCCAAACGACUCGUCAGAAAGACUUACGAGUCACUUCAGGCCGUCAUCGAUCCUGUCUUACGACUCAAACCGAUUCGUAAACCGGAUGGCAGCCGGAACUACCGCCUUACGGUCCUCGGAGUUGCCUACCUCUUGGCCAGCGUCACAAACGGAUACAUAAACUCUGCGCUGAUUGCAUGGUUUACGUUUGUCCUCAAGAAGACAAUUGAAGAGAAAGGGUUCAUUUUCACGUGGAUUGCUGCAAUGCAAUUCACCGGGAUGAUCAUCGUCUUCCCACUGCUGUCCAAAUGGAGUCGAGUCCUAUAUGCACGCUUUAUCGCUCGUCGACAGGAGCGAAGUCCCAUGCAAAUUAACGGAGAACCUAUCCAGCAACAAGAUCCGAGGCUCCCUGAAGGAGACGUACUGUCUAACCCCGAAUCAGAGCUUUCUUCGGCGCAUUUCGACGUUUAUCUGCUCCGAUGGUGCUACCUCUUCAUCGCACUCUUUUACGGAACUAUCGCUCUUGCACGGACAAAUGCCCAGAUAGCAGCAGUUGCUGUCACCUUGACCAUGUUCGGAGGCGCCCAUCCUUCACUAUUGUCUAUUGCCGCAGCGAGUGUGAACCCAAUUCAGUCAGGCGAGGCCGUCGCUGGCAUUGAGAUGAAUCAUGCUCAAGUCUCCCACGUGCUGUGGUUUAGCAUGAUGUUGGCAAUGCUGGUAGUCGUGUUGAUCACCUUCCUCAUCCGUGACGAGGACAGGUAUAUACCUGUGGAGACGGAUACCCCAGAGCAGGAAUCGUUACUCCCACAGGAGACAUCAUAG
Molecule: messenger RNA, 1716 nt
Organism: Serendipita indica DSM 11827
Lineage: Eukaryota; Fungi; Basidiomycota; Agaricomycetes; Sebacinales; Serendipitaceae
Source: the annotation of a GenBank genome assembly